Syngnathoides biaculeatus (alligator pipefish) is the source of this 919-nucleotide messenger RNA. RefSeq names its product odorant receptor 131-2-like. The record is from RefSeq and is a predicted model, not a curated record. Gene Ontology annotation, biological process: G protein-coupled receptor signaling pathway. Gene Ontology annotation, cellular component: membrane. NCBI's taxonomy places the organism in Eukaryota, Metazoa, Chordata, Actinopteri, Syngnathiformes, Syngnathidae. The transcript has a single exon. Bases 16 to 789 code for a protein of 257 amino acids. Gene Ontology annotation, molecular function: G protein-coupled receptor activity.
AUCCUGUUCAUCCACAUGGUGAUCAACGACAGCGCUCAGCUGAGCUUCAGCGUGACCCUGUUCCUGCUCAGCUACAUCGUCUUCCUGAUCCCGGUGCCCCUGUGCUGCGUCUUUCUCCUGCUGACGGUUUUCAGCACCAGGAACACGCCCCUCAACCUGGCCGCCAUGGCGGUGGAGCGCUACGUGGCCAUCUGCAGGCCUCUCCGGCACCAUCAGCUGUGCACGGCCGGGAGGACCUACCUGAUGGUGGCGCUGAUCUGGCUGGCGAGCGUGGCCCCCGACCUCAGCGACCUCUUCGUCACCCUGGCGGGCGAGCCGCCGGGCUUCUUCCGGGGCUCCGUCUUCUGCCUGCGCGCCAACGUCUUCCCCGACCCCGUCAUGACCCACAAGCGCGUCGCCUUCGACUGCUUCUACUUCCUGUGCGUCUUCCUGACGCUGACGUUCACCUACGUGAAGAUCCUGAGGGCGGCGCGCUCGGCCUCGGCCCGCAGCGGUCUGGCCGAGAAGGCCCGCAACACGGUGCUGCUGCACGGAGUCCAGCUGGCCAUGUGCCUGCUGUCCUACGUGUCGCCCGGCGUGGAGCUGCUGCUGCUGCUGCUUUUCCCGGCCCGCACGCGCGAGAUCCGCUACGUGGGCUACCUCCUGGUCAACGUCCUGCCCCGCUUCCUCAGCCCCGCGGUCUACGGCCUCCGCGACGACAAGUUCCGCAGGUACUUCGACCAGAUGCAGAGGUCCUGCUGGGCGCCGCGCAAGGCCAGGAGGCGGCCGCCGGGGGGAGCCCUCGGCUGACGACCAAAAAAAAAAAAAAAAAUAAUAAUAAUAAUAAUAAAAAUGACCUGUUCCAUAAAUAAAAGGUCGAUUUGAUCUUCACCGGAGUUAUGUUCCAUUUUCCACGUGGAUAUUUUUGCCAUUAAUGCGC